AAUAAUUGUAAUUAAUAACUAACCCGCAUGCACUUUGGCGAACUGGCCUACUGGAAAUAGCCAUCAAAAUCUCAGCACAACGACAGACCAAAUAUUAAAUUACUGCAUAAUUUUGAAAAUGUUUUUUUUUCCAAACAGUCCUGAAACACUGACGACCUGCUUUUUCCACAUUAUGGCUAUACAAUUUAAAAGGUAACAUGCUCACUGCCAAUGAUUAUAUAUUUUUAUAGCAGAUUAUUAUGGCAACUAACUUGCUUCAAUGUGAAACGAUCGUUGUAAUGCGUGUGUGGUGUGACCAUGAGUUGAGCUCAACAGCGCUGCCUGUGGACAGAACGGCCACACCCGCUCUCAUGAACACUAACAGAUCUGUCAUACACUCAAGUGCAACCCGCACCAAUAGACGAUGUAAUCGGAAUUGUUUAACAAAUCAAUCCUAUUGUAACAGUAAUUGAUAACCGCAUACAAAUAUGGAGUCCCCGCCAGAGCCUGUCACGCUGUCGGACAAGAGCGCUUCUGAAGCGGGCGCUUCGGUGGAGGACAGCCCGGUGAAACCGGACAGCAAGGCUGAAACCGACAAACCAGCAGCAGUUAAGCGGCAGAGUUGCUCAAGUACAAACAAGGAUGUUUCCUCAGCAAAGAAAGCACACACAUCUCAGAUUGAGAGUAUUCCCUGUAAAAUCUGUGGAGAUAAAUCAUCAGGGAUUCAUUACGGAGUCAUCACCUGUGAGGGAUGCAAGGGUUUCUUCAGGAGGAGUCAGCAGGGCACUGUGUCAUAUUCUUGUCCUCGGCAGAAGAGCUGUCUGAUCGACCGCACCAGCAGAAACCGCUGCCAACACUGUCGCCUGCAGAAAUGCUUAGCAGUGGGGAUGUCGAGAGAUGCUGUGAAGUUUGGCCGCAUGUCUAAGAAACAGAGGGACAGUCUGUUCGCAGAGGUUCAGAAACACCGUCAACAGCAGCAGCAAGACAAAGUUGGUAAAGAUACAGACGACGGACGGGAACCACAGCCUCCUGGAGAGGCGGAACCGCUCACGCCCACUUACGCCAUCUCGGCCAAUGGGGUCACAGAGCUCCCCGAUGACCUCGGCGGAUACGCGAACGGUCAGACCCCGGACGGGGGUAAGGCCGAUUCAGCGAUCGGUGGAUUUUACCUGGACAUUCAGCCCUCUCCAGACCAAUCGGGUCUAGACAUGGAUGGCAUUAAACUAGAACCUGUGUGUGACCUCAGCUCAGACUCUGGCUUAGAUCAAUAUUGUUGCUAUAGCAAUGAAGACUCUUCUCCCUCUGACAGUGAUCUGGACCAUCUGUCAGAGAACAUCUGCAAGUCUCACCUGGAGACGUGCCAGUAUCUCAGAGAAGAGCUAAAGCCCAGCAACUGGCAGACAGUCCUACAGGCCGACCUGGACGCCUACCAGAAAAAGUCUCAGGAGGACAUGUGGCAGCUGUGUGCGGUUAAAGUCACUGAGGCCGUGCAGUAUGUGGUCGAGUUUGCCAAGCGCAUUGAUGGAUUCAUGGAGCUCUGUCAGAACGAUCAGAUCGUGCUGCUCAAAGCAGGUUCUUUAGAAGUUGUGUUUGUGAGGAUGUGUCGGGCGUACAACUCCCAAAACAACACAGUCUUUUUCGACAGCAAAUACGCAGGGCCAGAGGUCUUCAAAGCUCUGGGCUGUGAUGAUCUUAUCAGCUCGGUGUUUGAGUUUGCUAAAAGCCUGAGCUCUCUGCAGCUCACCGAAGAUGAGAUCGGCCUCUUUUCAGCAUACGUGCUGAUGUCUGCAGAUCGCUGCUGGGUGCAGGAAAAGACCAGAGUGGAGAAACUCCAGCAGAAGAUCAAGGUCGCCCUGCAGAAUUUACUACAGAUGAACCAAAGGGACGAGGGAAUUCUCACAAAGCUGGUCUGUAAAGUAUCCACUGUCCGGAUGCUCUGCCGUCGUCACAUGGAGAAACUGAGCGCGUUUAGAGCUCUGUACCCAGAAAUGGUGCACACGCGCUUCCCUCCGCUCUAUAAAGAGCUGUUUGGUUCGGACUUUGAACAGGCUCUGCCUCAGGAGGCCUGAACGAGAGAGAGACUCAUCUCGAUGCUGCACGAAUCCAUAAAGAGAGACUAAGAGAAAGAGAGACAGAGAGAGAGAUAAUACUAACAUGCUGACAAGAACUCUAAGCUCACUUCAGCCUCGGAUCAUGUACACUGCAUUCUCACAAAGCACUUCUUAGAGUCCAGCUGCACUUUGAACUCGUCCCUCUGGCCAUGCGCCCGACAGCUGGGUGAUCUGAAGAACAGGAAACAUCAGACGGUUGACAGAAACUGUCCUCGGGGUGCCGGCCCCUAUUCUAUCUUUUAGCGUCCCAACUGCAUGAGAUCUCAGUGUUGAGAGCGAGCAGACACGCCCACUGCGUGUCUUUAAAUACCCCAGCGGUGCCCUCUACUGGUUAUAGAGGGUAAAUCAGAGACAGGAAAUGAACGUCUGAUGCUGAAAUCCCUGUCUUUCUCCACCGGUGGCACAAUGUACAGCCCAUGUUGGUGCUAACUUGACAGCACUGCCCUUUUCUGACCUCUUCCACUAUUCGGACCUUCAGCAGGGACAUCACAGGCACAAACACUGCCACGGCCCCUGGAGAAAACAGCGGAGACGCACAAGGCAUGACGUGGGACUCGAACCUGAGACCUGAAUCACUAUUGUAGUGAAACGUUGACUGUCGUGUUUUCAUGAUCAAAUGGCAUAUUUUGAGGCAGUGAGUUCAACUACACGCAUAUAUAUGUAUGUACUUGCUAUAUGGUUAGUUAAAUCAUGCAAUGUAUGAUGUAUAGAACCUAACAAAAGGUAGCACUUUGUGUUUUUCCCAGCAAUAAACAAUUGAAAUUGUGCGAGAGAAAAAAAUCUGAAGGAACGUGCUGUUGUUUUAGAUCGGUGAGAUCUAAAAUGUUGUUUUUUUCUGUGUUUUGUUACAUUUCUGUCGUUUAAAGCCAGCUCUCUGUGUCUCUAGAUGGUGAAGUGACACCCUGUUGUGCCAUAGUGAUUGUGUAAUUAGAUUUUCAUCAAAGAGAGUUGUGUUAAGAGAUGAUUGACAGGGGCAUGUGUUGACAUUCCAGGAAAUCUUGCAGUUUAUAUUAAAUGUCAUUAAGUUAGAGGUGGUUUCAAUGUAUUUUAUGCACACGGUACUGCAGCUGAGCAGAGAAAAGGAGAGACAGAAACGAUUGUCUUUCUUAUCUUUGUAGCUUUGUGCACAGGCUCUUUCUAAACAAAACACCCAACAAGAUGUCAGAUCUUUGUGUCAACACUUUUGUGCCCUCGACCGACAAACACACAAACCAAAUUUGAUGCAUUUAGCACAGAGCCAACAUAACAAGGACAGCAAUAACCUUUAGCAAAGGUGUUCCAAUCUAACAUUUGCGUUAAAUGUUUUUUGUAAGGGCUGGCACUGCUUUACUUGUAGUAUUGUUGAUAGUAUCUGAUGUCGUGAAAGACAAUCCAUUAAAUAUCUGACCUCAUUAAAGGGUAUAUUGGAACUGCUCAGGGAAACUAUUGUUUUAUAGUCGAGGCGGCCAAUGAACGUGUCGGAGACUGCGAUGGUGUAUGAAAAAUAAGUGUGCAAAAUUUACAGUAAAAUAUUGUGAAAUUGUUUCGUCCUCUUCUAGCAUCAGGGUCAGCCAUGUAAAUGAAGAAUUAUCCCAAAAAAUACUGAGCAGAAAGCAAUAAUAGUGGCAUAAUCACAUUUUGCGAA
Molecule: messenger RNA, 3714 nt
Organism: Misgurnus anguillicaudatus (oriental weatherfish)
Lineage: Eukaryota; Metazoa; Chordata; Actinopteri; Cypriniformes; Cobitidae
Gene: rorab
Product: RAR-related orphan receptor A, paralog b
Biological process (GO): regulation of transcription by RNA polymerase II
Cellular component (GO): nucleus
Molecular function (GO): nuclear receptor activity; RNA polymerase II cis-regulatory region sequence-specific DNA binding; zinc ion binding
Source: RefSeq, a predicted model, not a curated record